Molecule: messenger RNA, 555 nt
Organism: Rasamsonia emersonii CBS 393.64
Lineage: Eukaryota; Fungi; Ascomycota; Eurotiomycetes; Eurotiales; Trichocomaceae
Product: Peptide transporter MTD1
Exons: 1
Biological process (GO): transmembrane transport
Molecular function (GO): oligopeptide transmembrane transporter activity
Source: RefSeq, a predicted model, not a curated record
GGGCAUGGCGUAUGCCAUCCCUCGUCGCGGUUGGAUUGGACGCCUUCUGAACCGGGGCCGUUUAAUGCCAAGGAACAUGCCGCCAUUGCCCUGAUGGCCUCCGCGGCAUCUCAGUCGGCUUUGGCCACCGAAGCGCUGGCCGUGCAGCAGCUGUACUACGGCGGCUACCCGAGCCAUGCAGCCGGUGUGUUCAUCACUUUGUCCUCCCAACUCAUCGGAUAUGGCAUUGCCGGCUUGCUCCGUGACAUCAUUGUUCGCCCGACAAAGAUGCUCUGGCCGAUGACCCUCCCGAUCAGUAGCUUGCUCGAAUCUCUCCACAAGAACAAGCAGCAAUCCAAAGCCCGGUUGAAGGUUUUCUACAUUGUAUUCUUCAUUUUAUUCUUCUGGGAAAUCGUUCCUGAGGUAUGCAGCUCGAUGGAAUGGUGGUUGCUACUCAUGCUGACGUGUGUGCGACUAGUACAUUUUCCCCGUGCUGGAGGGUGUGUCCAUUUUCUGCCUUGCAAACCAACACAGCCUGGUUUUUACCAACCUAUUCGGCGGCGCUUCCGGAAAUGA